AGAUCACCCAAAUAAACAUUUCUCUCUCUUUCCUCUCACCUUUUCUCUCCCCUUCUCUCUCUAACCCUAACCUAAUAACGCCGUCGAAGUCGCCAGCAUUCUUGCCAGUCACCGUCGUCGCCACCCCCCUACCCAGUCCCGCCGUUGCCGUCACUGUCGACGGCGAACCAUUGGAGAUAUCGUGGAUGGAAAAAUUUGUGCGAAAGAGAACUGAAUGUUGGGGUUCUGCAUCUGGUCCCAUCUUUGGAGGUACUGGUUCACUGUAUAAUCCGAGCAUCUGUCGGACCUUGUUGACAAGGCAGUGGCUAGUGAGGGUGGAACUGACGAUGCAAAAAGAAGUGGUGAUACAUUUGCUCAGGCAUUUUCGGCACACUUGGCUAGUCUUGGUGAGUGUUAGCAGUGAAGCUGCUGAAAAGGAGUUGAUUUGGCUUGGUGCUGUUAAACACAUCCUAGAAUUGUUUUUUGAGUAUCCAUACAACAACUUUUUGCAUCAUCAUGUUGAGACUAUCAUAGUUUCGUGCUUGGAGAGUGAGAAUAGUCAAUUUGUUGAACAUCUUCUUGGUGACUGUAAUCUUCUUGUGAAAAUUGUCGAGGCAGAGAAAAAUUCAACGCUUGUUGCUGAUCGAUCCAAGCCUUCUCCAAAACAAACCAGCAACAGCACCAGUUUCCUGGACCAACUUGACAUCUGAAUUUAACCUCAUCUGCACCAGUUUCCAAUAGUUUACUGAUGCAAAUCUUGGUUUCAAGUUGGUGCAUAUUAUUCCCAUAUCAUUUACUGUGGUUUUUGGGUCAAUGAGAUAGUAAAUAUCAUCAAAUUUGAACAGGUGAUUGCCUCUUUUUUCCAAGGGUAAACACACUAGCAUUAAUAUUCAAUGGUUCCUCAACACAUUUAGCCACAACUGCUAUCUCUUGACUAGCUACUGGUGCUACCACUACUUCUUUACUUGCAUCAACAUCUGCUGCAAUUUUCUGAACCAUAUCUGCAUUAAUAACAGGUGCUAGAGCUUGUUGAGUCACUUGUACUACAACCAACUGCCUGUCUUUAGAAACAAUGGGACUCUCGUGUCAAACACACAAAGGCAUGUUUGAAUGUUAAUGUUGUGGUGUAUUUGUGGAUUGUGCAAGUGUUUUGUGGAUGUUUGCGAGGGGUGAAGUAGUCUAAUGUUGUAGACUAACUUAGUGUAGACUAGUUUAAUAUUUUGUGGAUGUUUGCAAAGGUUGAAGUAGUUUAAUGUUGUGUUGAUCUUUGCGAAGGUUGAAGUAGCUUAAUGUCUCUUGUGAAUGUUUGAAUGAAGUUUUGAUUCAACUUUAAAGUAGUUUCGAAUUGAAUUUGAUGUAUUGAUGGUUGUAAUAUAUGUGUUUGUUGAAGUAGCUUAAUGUUUUA
Lycium ferocissimum is the source of this 1384-nucleotide messenger RNA. RefSeq lists its product as uncharacterized. Lineage: Eukaryota; Viridiplantae; Streptophyta; Magnoliopsida; Solanales; Solanaceae. Bases 186 to 689 code for a protein of 167 amino acids. Gene Ontology annotation, molecular function: protein phosphatase binding; protein phosphatase regulator activity. The transcript has 7 exons. The record is from RefSeq and is a predicted model, not a curated record.